GGCGCGAUCGCCGGCAGAGCAGCGUCUCCCUAGUCGCGUUUCCUUUCUAACCACAUCCGACUGUCAGCAAGGCGUGGAGGGGGACGGAGCGAGGAGGGCGGUUGUUUCUUGGGUGUCUCCUGCAUCUCGCGCGGCUGUCGUGGUGGUGAAGCCAACAUGGAUUUGGAGAGCAAAAUGAAGAAGAUGGGCUUGGGACAUGAAGAAGGAUUUGGAGCCCCAUGCCUGAAAUGCAAAGAUAAAUGUGAAGGAUUUGAGCUACACUUCUGGAGAAAAAUAUGCCGAAAUUGCAAAUGCGGACAAGAGGAACAUGAUGUUCCCACGAGCAAUGAGGAUGACCGUAAAGUGGGGAAGCUCUUUGAGGAUACGAAAUAUACGACCCUUAUUGCAAAGCUGAAAUCGGAUGGGAUCCCAAUGUACAAGCGCAAUGUAAUGAUCUUGACUAAUCCCAUAGCGGCCAAAAAGAAUGUGUCCAUCGAUACCGUAACUUACGAAUGGGCGCCUCCUGUUCAGAAUCAAACCCUGGCAAGGCACUAUAUGCAGAUGCUUCCGAAGGAGAAGCAGCCGGUGGCCGGCUCGGAAGGGGCUCAGUACAGGAAGAAGCAGUUGGCCAAGCAGCUGCCCGCUCACGAUCAGGAUCCUUCCAAAUGCCACGAGCUGACGCCGAACGAGGUGAAGCAGAUGGAGCAAUUUGUGAAGAAGUACAAGAACGAGGCGCUGGGAGUGGGCGACGUCAAGCUCCCCAGUGAUGUGGAAGCCAAAGCCGGGGAGAAGAAUGUCCCGAGUAACGGAGAGAGGGGCACCUCAGCCACGGUUAGAGCCAUGGAAGGCAACCUAGCGGGCCAAAAGGGAUCCCAAUAUUUCUGUUUCCGGUGCAAACUGAACAUGAAAGAAGGUGACCCAGCUGUCUAUGCUGAGCGGGCUGGUUAUGACAAACUCUGGCACCCUGUUUGCUUUGUCUGCUGUACUUGCAGUGAGCUCCUGGUAGACAUGAUCUACUUCUGGAAGAACGGAAAACUAUACUGUGGCCGACACUACUGUGACAGUGAGAAACCCCGUUGUGCUGGAUGUGACGAGCUUAUAUUCAGCAAUGAGUACACCCAGGCCGAAGGUCAAAGCUGGCAUCUGAAACACUUCUGCUGUUUUGAUUGUGAUUGUGUCUUGGCCGGGGAGAUCUAUGUCAUGGUAAACGAAAAGCCUGUCUGCAAACCGUGCUAUGUGAAGAACCAUGCUGUGGUCUGCCAAGGGUGCCACAAUGCCAUUGACCCAGAAGUUCAACGUGUGAGUUACAACAACUUCAAUUGGCAUGCUACCACGGAGUGCUUUCUGUGUUCCUGUUGCAGCAAGUGUCUCAUUGGCCAGAAGUUUAUGCCGGUAGAAGGAAUGGUUUUCUGCUCAGUGGAAUGUAAGAAGAAGAUGAUGUCCUAAUGGGAAGGACACUACAUUGAAACCAAGCUCCGCCUUAUUCCAAAGUCCUCUGCAUUUCUACUGUAUUGGGGCAUUUUUGACAACAACGAAAGUGUUACACGGCAAAUUCCAAAGAUUUUUACAUUACUAACUUGAUUGCUUGUGAUUUAAGCUCUUAAGCAUGUCUGUAUUCUUACUGCUUUUGAUUGCUUGCUGCAAACCUUUCUCAAAUGUAAGGCGCCUGGUAGUCAUCAUGUAUUUCAAGGACUGUAUGUCUUCAUUUUUUAAAUGCAUAUUUCUAAACAGACUUAGGAAAAACAAAAUUCUGGCUGGGUACAUUGUAAUCCAUGUGCAUUAAAUCAUGGGAGGGGGACUUGUGACCCUCGAGACAUUGGACUAUAAAUCCCACCAUCCCUCACCUUUGGCCAUCUGGCUGGGGCUAAUGGGAGUUGUUGUUCAAUAACAUCUGCUGGGCCUUAGGUUCCACAACCUAACAGACAACAUGGUGCUGGACUGUAUCAUAUUAGCUGGUGGUGGGGGCCGGGGGCAGUCAACAUUUAGUAGAUUCUUGUACUUAAAUGCAAAUGCUAAUUUAACAUAUCGGGAAGAAUGGUAAGCUAGAGCCUUCUUGCUGACAUGCUAGUUUGAUAUGCACAGGGAGAUUUUAAACUGUGAAGUAACAUUCAAACAUUUGAGUAACUCACCUUUAGUCGAAUGUGGCACAGUUCAGCCAUGGACAACUUGCUUUGGCCUGCUGAUUGUAUACAGUAGACAUAAUUAGGGUGAUUUUUCUAAAGCCUUCUGAGCAUUUUAGGCCAGACUCCUAAAGGCUGGGGUGUAGCCUUUAACGUUUACGUUAACAAAACCUUUCUUUGUUAAUUCUAAAAAAAAAUGCUUUGGGACAUAGAAUGUGAGUGGAUGCCUGUUGAACUGAAGUGUUUUUUCAAACAAUAUAGAUGCCUCUUUCUGUCCUUGUAUUCUUCCUGUCAGGUUUAUUACUCAGUGUGCUUGGUUUGCCUCUGUCAACGUUUUGUCCAAAAUAAUAGGCAAUAUGAAGUAUUCAAUUUGCCCACACCCUUAUACAGGAAUGAACUUGCUAAUACAAACAAGCAGCCACCUUUUUCUAGGUUGGCAAACUUUAUUUCUCCUGGUUUGCAAAUAAUCCUCUCCUGUACAUACUUUGCAAUAGGGCUGCACACCAUACAGUUGGCUGUAAGUUAGACCCAAAACAAAAGCCCCAUCUGGGCCUUGAACCACAUGCGAUGCACAUCGUGUGAAGGAGGAGAGCAGGUCUCUGCCACUUCCUCCACAUCAUGUGGGGGGCUUAUUUGAGUAGAGUGGGCUUCUCGCUGUAGAAUUUUGCCCAGAAAGAUGUGUACAUAGGAAUCUAGGAAGCUGCCUUAAUACGGAGUCAGACCAUUUGGCCCAUCUAGCUGGGUAUUCUUGACACUGACUUGCAGUCCAGGGUUACAGGCAGGAGUUUUUGCACCCCUACCUGAAGGUGCCGGGUACAGGACCUGCAGCCUUCUGCAUCCAAAGCAUGUGCUCUACCCCUAACCUAUGGUCCCACCUGUAGAGCUGAGGAGGUAGGCAUGGCAACGUGAUAGAGGAGUGAGGCUAACAGGCACAUCCCUGCUCUCCAUCCCCACACACUUCAGUUUAAAUGACUGAAUCAGACUCAGGAUUUGGGUGAAACACUGUUAAAAGCCAAGUAUCUAGUGCAGCCUUCCCCAACUAGGGAUGCCUGUUGUUUGUAAAUCUGGCCCUUUGGGGGCCUGACACAUUCACAAGCUCUGGAGUUUUCCCAAAAUCUAGUGACUUUUUCAGUUUUUUCUUCUAGUAAAUAGAAAAUAAGCAAAUUAUGUCCACAGUUUUUGCAAAUUACAACUGCAGUGUACACAACUUUGUGUGUAAGGGGCAGUGGGGUGGGGGGACACCAGGCAAUCUGCGAGCUGGCCCAAGUCGAAAGAGAUCAAGUCAGGCCAGUUUGUGGGAAAGGGAGCCAAAGUCUGUGGGGCGGGGGGAGAAGCUGAUGAAAGCUCAGUGAACUCCACCCCCACCCCCCAGACACAUUCCUCCAACAUGCCUAUCCCCAAUCUGUUGACUUUCUGAUGUGAUGGCAUUUAAUACAUGAUGGGACUUGUAGGCCAACACAUUGGGAGGGCACCAAGUUCAAGAAGGCAGAUCUAGAAGAACAUCUACCAUCAGAAAUCAAGGCAGUGUGUUCCGGAGGUUGUAUAUUAAUUACGGCACAAUUCCAGUUUUUCGAACUCAUUUCCCAAUCACCACCCUUAAGAGGCCUGGAAAUAACUAGGGAUGUGUUGGAAAGGACGGUAGCUCUCUGAUGGAGCCAUCCCAUGGAGAAGGUUACAGAUUCAAUCCUGGCAUCUCUAGCUAGGGCUGCAAAAACUCCUGCCUGAAACCCUGGCAAGCCACUGUCAAGUCUCUAUAGAAAGUACUCCGCUAGAUGGACUAAUGGUCUGACUUUGUGUAAGGCAGCUUGUUCUAUGUCCUUAGGAAGCAAUACAGUGGCAUGCUGGUAUUUCUUUAUGAUGAAUGUAAGAAGGUACACAAAGGAAUGAAAAAGAAUAAACCUAUUGGCUUUGUAAACUAUGCAAACUCUUUCAAUUCAGCUCUUCUAAGACUAAAGAGAUCUGUAUACCUCUGAUUAAAUACUCUCAAAUAAAACC
Elgaria multicarinata webbii is the source of this 4094-nucleotide messenger RNA. RefSeq names its product testin LIM domain protein (gene TES). The transcript is spliced from 7 exons. Gene Ontology annotation, molecular function: zinc ion binding. Bases 157 to 1425 code for a protein of 422 amino acids. The record is from RefSeq and is a predicted model, not a curated record. NCBI's taxonomy places the organism in Eukaryota, Metazoa, Chordata, Lepidosauria, Squamata, Anguidae.